CAUUAUAUGAUACAAACUACAAACAAAAAACAAAAAAAAAGAAAGGCAUGUUUGGGUUUGUAAUAAUGGGCCAUCCUUUGCUCGAUCCAGUAGAAUUCACACGCAAAAUAGGCUUUGGCGGGAAAAGAUUUGUCCCCCUCCUCCGUUUUUUAAGCAAGUCUUUCUGCAAUCUCGGGGCUGCUAACUAAGGUCUAAGUUGGAACGGCGGAAGCUUAUGAAGUGAAAAUGCCUCCCAGAAGCAGAAGGAAACUUAACUCUUCUUCUUCUUCAUCAAAGAAAUCAACCGUUUCAAAUCAACAAUCUCAACCCUCCAAGUUCGGCAUCCAACAUUUCUUCCAACGCCAUUCCCAAAACACCCUUUUAGCUUCCCGGAAUCACCCAUCUUCUCCUCCAAACGCCCCUUCCCCUACUAUAUCCUCUUCCAAUUCCAAUGCCGCUUCUUUGCCCCUUGAACCCGCUUCCAACGGUGUCAUUUCUGCAUCGCCAAGCCCUAAUUUCCUUUCCAACUCGUCUCCAGCAAUGGAUGUUGAUGCUGAGGUCUCGCCUUUAAUCUCCAAGUCUACGUCUCUUAAGCGCUUCAAUUUUUCCCCUGGAAUGUUGAUAAAGCAGAGCCAAGAUGAUGGAGGGGAUGAGGUCUCAUGGAAGAUAUCUCCAGUCAAUGAACGUCUUCGAGCAGUCUCAAGGCACAUGCCAUUAUUGCCUGAUUCUUCAAAGCACAACUCUUUCACCAUGCAUCAGUGCUCCCAAACCAAGGGUCCAAAUACGGCUGCCAAGGUUGACAAGUGGCUAUCUUCGCCUUCGCUUAAAGCUGAUAAAAAACCUUUGCUUCCGGCCAACAGGGUUGGGUUGAAAAGAGUGAACCCAUUUCAGAAUAAAGAGGCCAGUGAGAGCAUUGCUGAUGAGAAUACCUGUUUAGUAAGUAGACAGAGUCCAUUCUGCACUCCACCAUCUCUACCAUUUUGUCCUGAUAAGCUUGCCAAUGGUGUUGCAUCUGAUCAGCUGGGUUUGAGGCAGCACAAAAAGGCAUUGCUUGAACUUCUAGAUCAAGUAGAAGAUGUCAUUUCUGUUGAGGAUUUUGUAUCCAGUGAAUCAGAGCCAUAUUCAUCUAAAGUCAAAGAAGGGCAGUCCAAUGAAAUUCCUGUAAUAGCUAAUUCUAUAGGAAAUUGUGUGGUAAUGGGCCCACCACACAAAGUCAGUGGGACAUCUUCUAAUGGUCAUUUCCUAGUGUUAGAGGUAUCUGAGAAGCGAACUUUUCCUGAGUCUGUUGGUUCUCAUUGCCUAUAUAAGGUUCUUCGCUUGGUAAAUGAGAAAAGUGGGGAAGAGCGUGCUGUUUAUUUGUGGGAAGAAUGGUCCUAUAGUGUCAUUGCCCCAGGAGACACUGUGAAUGUCAUUGGUGAAUUUGAUGAUAAGGGAAAGUGUAAUGUGAAUCGUGAAAAUAAUUUUCUUAUUAUUCAUCCAGAUAUUCUAGUCUCUGGAACUCGGGUUGCAGCUAGUUUUAGUUGCCCAAGGCGAACUGUCCUAGAUGAGAGACUACGAUGCAAUGAGCAUUCAACUGCAGCUCUUAUUGGCACCUUGCUGCACCAAAUUUUUCAGGCAGGACUUGUGAAGGAGUCCCCUACAGUACACUUUUUGGAAGAAUAUGCAAGAAUGGUGCUCCAGAAGAACACGGAGAGCUUGUAUGCAUGUAGAGUAAAUGAAAAUGAAAUAUAUAAAACCUUGACUGAAGCUAUUCCAAAACUUGUAAAUUGGAUUGUCCUUUUCAAAGAUUCACAGGAGCCACAAGUCCCCACUGUAGAUUUUGGAUCUGAUAAGGGGCCAAAAAAGGUUAACAUUUUUGAGGUCAUUGAUAUUGAGGAAAUGGCAUGGGCCCCAAAGUAUGGUUUAAAAGGAAUGAUUGAUGUUUCAGUCAGAGUGAAGGUUGAGUCAGGUGGAAAAGAAGAUGAUGAGAAGAUCAUGCCUCUAGAGUUUAAAACUGGAAAAAUGCCUAAUGGCCAGUCAUCUAUAGAACACUGUGCCCAAGUGAUCUUGUACGCUCUCCUUAUGUCUGAGAGGUACCUAAAACAUAUUGAUUCUGGUCUUCUAUACUAUCUCCAGGCAGAUCAGACACAAGGAAUUAUAGUUCGAAGAUCUGACUUGGUUGGGUUAAUCAUGCGUCGUAAUGAGCUAGCAAAUGAUAUUCUUAAGGCGUUAACAACACAACAGCUGCCCCCAAUGUUACAGAUUCCAAGCAUGUGCAAAGGCUGUCGCCAUCUUGAUGUUUGCACCCUCUAUCAUAAGGCAUUUGGUGGGGACAUGGAGAGUAGUGGAUUAGGUGAUAUAUUUGAUUCACAUGUACAUCACUUUUCAAAUGCUCAUGGUUUUUUCCUCAGACAUUGGGAUAGGUUGAUUGACCUAGAAGCUAAAGAGAUGCAGCUUGUGAAGAAAGAAAUCUGGCAUUCUCAUAAUCUUAAGAGUGAGGACACUACUGGUAGCCUUUCUUCUCUUGUUCUUGAUGAACUUCCACAUCAGAAAUCUCACAAAGAAAAUAGAUUCAUCUAUCAUUUUGUCCGUCGACAUUCACCUGCUUCCAACCUAAGUGGAUCUGAUAGAAACUCUGUUGGUGCUGCAUCUUCUCUGAUCGAAGAUUUGGAUUGCACACUUAAAAGUGGAGAUUAUGUGAUACUGAGCACGGAAUCUGGCCAUCAAAUUGUUGCAAGUGGGGUCAUUGUGGAGAUCAGUCCUGUCCGUGUUUCUGUUUCUUUUUCUAAGCGUUUAAGGCUUCCAGGGGGUAAUUCGUCCUCGAUGAUAGAGAAACUAUUUCAGGAGGUCUGGCGGAUUGACAAGGAUGAAGUCAUGACCUCCUUUUCAAUUAUGCGGUUCAAUCUUAUCCAAAUGUUUCUAGAAAAUGAGCAAAGUUCUCAUGUCAGGAAGAUGAUUGUUGACCUUGCGGCUCCUAGAUUUGACAGUGGAUGCAUAUUCAGCCAAGAUCCAGCAAUAUCUUAUAUCUGGUCAGAGAAGAGCCUAAAUGAUGAUCAGCGUAGAGCUAUUCUCAAGAUACUUAUUGCAAAGGAUUAUGCUCUAAUUCUAGGAAUGCCUGGAACAGGCAAGACAUCGACAAUGGUGCAUGCUGUAAAAGCCUUGUUGAUGAGAGGUGCAUCCAUUUUGCUUACGUCCUACACAAACUCUGCAGUUGAUAAUUUACUCAUCAAAUUAAAAUCUCAGAGCAUUGAUUUUGUACGCAUCGGAAGACACGAAUCUGUGCAUGAGGAAGUUAAGGGGCAUUGUUUUUCAGUGAUGAACCUCAGUAGUGUUGAAGAAAUUAAAGUGAAAUUUGAACAAGUCAAAGUUGUUGCCGUGACUUGCUUGGGCAUCACUAGUCCCUUCCUCUCUGGAAAGAAAUUUGAUGUGUGCAUUAUUGAUGAAGCUGGUCAAACAACUCUCCCAGUAUCACUGGGACCCUUGAUGUUUGCUUCUACAUUUGUUCUAGUUGGAGAUCACUAUCAAUUGCCUCCAUUGGUUCAGAGUACGGAGGCUCGAGAGAAUGGAAUGGGAAUAAGUUUGUUCUGCAGGCUAUCAGAAGCACAUCCACAGGCAAUUUCACCAUUGCAAAGCCAGUACCGUAUGUGUCAAAGUAUUAUGGAACUGUCAAAUUCACUGAUAUAUGGCAAUCGAUUACGUUGUGGUUCUCCCGAAGUAGCUAAUGCCAAACUCAAGUUCCCAAGACCAAACUUUCUUUCUUCAUCUUGGCUAAAAGCUGUUCUAAAUCCAAGAAGGCCAGUCAUUUUUGUUAACACAGAUAUGUUGCCUGCUUUUGAGGCUAGAGACCAUAAAACUGUGAAUAAUCCAAUGGAAGCUUAUAUAAUUGCGGAGAUAACGGAUGGAUUAGUUAACAAUGGAAUUGAAGGCCAAGAUAUUGGCAUCAUUACCCCUUAUAAUUCCCAGGCAAAUCUCAUCAGACAUGCUUGCAUAGCAUCCGUAGAGACACAUACUAUUGACAAAUACCAGGGAAGAGACAAGGACUGCAUACUGGUGUCUUUUGUUAGGUCUAAUGAGAAUCCUAGAAACUGCACUUCUUCACUGCUUGCAGACUGGCAUAGGAUUAAUGUUGCUCUAACACGAGCAAAGAAAAAGUUGAUCAUGGUGGGGUCGUGCAGAACCCUGUCAAACGUGCCAAUGCUUAAGCUUCUUAUUGACAACGUUGAAGAACAAUCAGGUAUUCUGAGUAUGUCUGGGAAUGAUUUUGACCGCCAAACGGUGCUUAAGAGAUGCUCUCAGAUUUUGUAAAAUUUGGCCCCUGCAAUUUUUGUGCAAAAUGGGCUUUUUUUUCAUAUUAGAUACAUAUAUUUUCAAGGUGUAGACAAAAUUAAUUAUUUUUGUAUAUUUUCUGAAAAAUAAACGAAAGAAUGUCCUUUUCUCCCCUCUUUUGCACUAACAGACAUUUAAGCAGUAGUUACAAAUUCAAAGUCUAAAGAUUACAACAUAAACAACUCCAAAUGGAGACAUGAUACACUAUUUUUAGACCUUUCUAUAUCAUGGAAGCAGUUCAUCUCAUCUAUGAUGAUCUGUUCAAAGUGGUUACUGGUAAUGAAUGAUUGAUACAAAUUCCUUUUAAGUACAAACCUCAAAUUGGAUUGAUAUGAUUGGAAGUCAAAUUGUGAAAUGUUGUGACUGUGUGGCUCCUAACACAUUUCUUUAUCGUAAACA
Molecule: messenger RNA, 4683 nt
Organism: Durio zibethinus
Lineage: Eukaryota; Viridiplantae; Streptophyta; Magnoliopsida; Malvales; Malvaceae
Product: DNA replication helicase
Molecular function (GO): single-stranded DNA helicase activity
Source: RefSeq, a predicted model, not a curated record